AUGGUGUUUCUCCCCAUCUCGGCCUCGCUUCUGGGCCUCGCAGCUUCGGCUUCGGGCUUGAGCUUCGAUGUUCCCGCAUCCCCGCCUUCAACGGCAAGUGGGCAGAUCUCUAAGGCUCCAGUUGGUGUAUCUCUGGAGUUCUUCACGUUCCCUGGUUAUAUUAAAGACGUCAAAUCAACGAUGAGAUGUCUAGAAAACCUGAAGGAUCUGACUGGAACAUGGCCCCCUAUAAGAAUUGGAGGCACAACUCAAGACCGUGCAACGUACGAUAGCUCGUCCACAGAGGAUGUCACUUAUACAGUGGCCAGCCCAGCUGAUGCGCCUAUGAAUCUAACUUACGGACCAUCAUUCAUCUCGUUGGCAGCAACCUAUGCUGGAAAGGUCACACUGGGAUUGAAUCGCCGUUUGAAUGAUAUUUCCAAUACAAUCUCGGCCGCUCUUCUCGCCAAGAGCGAAAUGGACAAUCUAUACUCCAUUGAACUGGGAAAUGAGCCCAAUUUUUUCGUUAAUAGCGAUCCCAUUGCCAAUGGUGCGCCCUGGACAGCUGCAGCAGAUGAAGCAUCCCAAAUCAGCUGGCAAGAUGCAGUGUGCGGAAAUCUCUCCGCAACUGAUAUCAUCUCAGCGGGUGUCUACUUCGGCACUUCACCGAUGAGCAUCGCUAGCCUUGCCGCGAAAGAAGGUGAUGCGAAUGACUAUGUGAAGGAGUAUUGCUCUCACAACUAUCCUCAGUGGGCUGGAACUUACAACCUAGCCACUCUGAUGGGUCACAGCAAUAUUGCCAGCCAGGUCCAGCCUUUCGCUGCUGAGAUCUCUGCCGCUGCUGCCAAAGGCAAGCCGCAUGUCUUCGGCGAGACCAACUCCGCCACUCAAGGCGGUGGUGGUAUCAGCCCGACUUUCGGUUCUGCUCUGUGGAUUUUGGACUACGUGAUGCAGACCGUCCUCAUGGGCACAGAUGCCCUCUACUUCCACCAGGGUACCAUUGGAAACUGCCAAUACUGCUGGUGGGGCCGCUACAGCAUGGGCUCCCCUUACUUCGGUGCUUACUUCGCCACCAUGGCGCUCGCCAACGCCGAUCAGAUUGCGGCCCUAGAUAGCAAAGAUACAGCAUACGCAGCUUACGCUGUCUAUAAGGCUGGCACUCCUGUUCGGGUCCUUCUCUACAAUUCUGACUACUAUAUUUCCACCAGUGGAGCGCGCACGUCUCAGACAUACACCUUGUCUGGACUUUCGUCCUCCACCGUCACUGCUAAACGACUGACUGCGGCUUAUGCCACAUCUCGGGUCGAUCAGGGUCAGAGCCCGACCGUUGCAGGCCAGAAGUUUACCGAUGGCACUUGCACUAUUCAGGGUACAGAGACCGUGGAGACAGUCACUGUCUCUGGCGGGAAAGCAACCUUCACUGUUGCGGCUUCGGAAGCUCUUCUAGUUUACAUUUAA
Molecule: messenger RNA, 1437 nt
Organism: Penicillium vulpinum
Lineage: Eukaryota; Fungi; Ascomycota; Eurotiomycetes; Eurotiales; Aspergillaceae
Product: glycosyl hydrolase family 79 C-terminal domain-containing protein
Exons: 6
Coding region: 1-1437 (478 amino acids)
Source: RefSeq, a predicted model, not a curated record